Molecule: messenger RNA, 1742 nt
Organism: Cynara cardunculus var. scolymus (artichoke)
Lineage: Eukaryota; Viridiplantae; Streptophyta; Magnoliopsida; Asterales; Asteraceae
Product: glucose-1-phosphate adenylyltransferase large subunit 3, chloroplastic/amyloplastic
Exons: 15
Coding region: 34-1572 (512 amino acids)
Biological process (GO): glycogen biosynthetic process
Molecular function (GO): glucose-1-phosphate adenylyltransferase activity
Source: RefSeq, a predicted model, not a curated record
GUCAAUUUCUGAAAACUAAAAGCAUACCAGAAAAUGGCAGUAUCCCUCUCCGCCACCGGUGUCCGGCAAUUACGAGGCAGCUCGGGAUUGACUCCCAGGGACUGGAGGCCUGUCAAUGGGGAGUUGAUGGGGAAGAAGUUAAAUUUCAGUCAGAGGGUUCAAAGCAAAAACAAUGUCAAGUCGAGUAUAUGCAUGACCAUCACCACCAUUGCUACAGGUGAGGCAAAGUUGAGGGACCUAGAGAUGGAGAAAAGGGACCCGAGGACAGUUGUGGCGGUCAUACUGGGAGGUGGAGCCGGUACUCGCCUUUUCCCUCUCACAAAGCGCCGUGCGAAACCUGCAGUGCCGAUUGGAGGAGCGUAUAGGCUGAUUGAUGUGCCAAUGAGCAACUGCAUCAACAGUGGGAUCAACAAAGUCUACAUUCUGACUCAGUUUAACUCGGCAUCACUCAACAGGCACUUAGCACGUGCUUACAAUUUUGGAAAUGGUGUUACCUUUGGAGACGGUUUUGUUGAGGCACUAUCAGCAACUCAAACUCCAGGUGAAGAAGGUAAGAGAUGGUUCCAGGGUACUGCAGAUGCUGUUCGCCAAUUUCACUGGCUCUUUGAGGAUGCAAGAAGCAAGGACAUCGAUGAUGUUCUCAUUCUAUCUGGAGAUCACUUGUACCGAAUGGACUAUAUGGACUUUCUUCAGAGUCACCGGCAAAGUGGUGCAGAUAUCACAAUUUCCUGUCUGCCCAUGGAUGACAGCCGUGCCUCAGAUUUUGGAUUGAUGAAGAUUGACGGAAAAGGAAGAGUCCUUUCUUUCAGCGAAAAGCCUAAAGGGAAUGACUUGAAAGCAAUGGCAGUAGACACCACAAUUCUGGGAUUGUCUAAAGAAGAGGCUGAAAAGAAACCAUACAUUGCUUCCAUGGGAGUAUAUAUUUUCAAGAAGGAGAUCCUUUUGAAUCUUUUGAGGUGGCGUUUUCCAACAGCAAAUGACUUCGGAUCAGAGAUUAUUCCUGCUUCAGCCUCAGAAUAUUACAUAAAGGCAUUUUUAUUUAAUGACUACUGGGAGGACAUUGGUACAAUCAGAUCUUUCUUUGAAGCAAAUCUUGCGCUUACUGAACAUCCAUCACGGUUUAGCUUCUAUGACGCAACAAAGCCAAUGUAUACCUCUAGGAGAAAUCUGCCACCAUCGAAUGUUGAUAAUUGCAAGAUUGUUGACUCAAUCAUAUCACACGGUAGUUUCCUAACCGAUAGCUUCAUUGAGCACAGCGUUGUUGGCAUCCGAUCCAGAAUUAAUUCUAAUGUCCACCUAAAGGACACUGUGAUGCUUGGUGCUGAUUACUACGAGACGGAUGCUGAAAUUACAUCUUUGUUGGCCGAAGGCCGUGUUCCUAUUGGAAUAGGAGAAAAUACAAAAAUCACAGGCUGCAUCAUUGACAAAAACGCCAGAAUCGGAAAGAACGUAGUCAUCGCAAAUUCAGAGGGCAUACAGGAGGCUGACAGAUCUUCAGAAGGAUUUUACAUCCGAUCAGGCGUUACAAUCCUAUUAAAGAAUUCAACAAUUAAGGACGGAUUAGUGAUAUAAUGUUUUUUUUUCUUCUCCUGUUUUGAGGAUGAAAAUGAAGAAUCGUCAAAGAUCAACAUUUCUAAGCAGAGAAAAGGAUCAACAGGCUUGUAUCACCACCAAGCUCUGUAAAUGUGAACACAUUGAAACUUUUCUGUAUCUUAAAAUAAAGAAAUUUUGGUUCAAUGCUG